Molecule: messenger RNA, 1341 nt
Organism: Paramecium tetraurelia
Lineage: Eukaryota; Ciliophora; Oligohymenophorea; Peniculida; Parameciidae
Exons: 3
Source: RefSeq, a predicted model, not a curated record
AUGCAAUUGCCAUCACAACAAGUUGGAGUAUACACUUACUACUCUGAUUAAUUUGAACCCUAGUGUCCUCUAUGUCAAUCUGGAGAACAUUCUUCAUAAACAGAAUCUAAUUUUGUUUAGCAAACUCAUGCAAUGGCAGGAUAAUAAGUUCGAGGAAGAGUUGUGUAUACUACUCCCGAGAGAAUAGUCUCUCAAAAAGUAAUAGAAGGUGUUGCUUUAUCACCUAUGUAAUUAAGGCAACAAUAAGCAAUAACUCCUCCUAGAGUAAUGCCAAUAGCUCCUUAAGUCAUCAAUACCCCCCCAAUAAUUUAGUAGAAAUCACCAAUAUUGGUUCAGCAGUCCCCAGUGAUUUUCUAGCAAGCUCCUGUUCAACAGUAACAAUCUCCUAUCGCUAUCAAUUCUCAAUCUAAUGUCAUACAGUAGGCAAUUUACUAAUAACAAAUUCCACCUAUUUAAUAGUAAUAUCAAUUUCAACCUUAAAUUUAACAAGCUCAAAUCAAUUAAACAAACAUUAGCGCAUAAUUAAAUUAAUAACUGUAAUAAUCUCAGCUAGUCUAACAAGAAUUACUAUUGAAAUAAAAAGAAUGGGCUGAAAAGUAUUAUAAACAAACUGAGGAAAUGCAACAACACAAUUUAGCCUAUUCGUAAUUACAAGCCUAAUACUAAGAGUAAAUGGAACAAUAUGAAGCGUUGAAAUAAGCCUACUCUCUAUAAACUCAAUAUUCAGCUUAAAAUUUUAUUCCAUCAUUCUUAUAAACUGUUUAAUAUAAGGUAGUAAACAAAGAUGGGAAAUCCUAAUACAGUUAGGAGGAAAUUGAGCUAUAUUGGAGACAUCAAGUUUUUCAAUUAGAAUAGAAAAUGUAUUAAUUAUGGGAGAAAAUUAAUGAAAAAAAACAAAGGAAGGAUUUGCCUACGAAAUCAGAAGACACUCAAAAAAUUGAAUAAUUGCAAUUGGAAGUUGGACAUUUAGAACACAUUUAAAGAAUGAAAAUGAAUUCUGUAGUAAUUCUGAGAAAUAAACUGAAUGAUCUCAUGUACUAACAUGAUCCAGCUACAGAAGCUACGAGAGAAUAUGAUUUAUAAUUAUAACAACUCAGAUAAAAAGUGAUGCAAUUGAAUUCGAGAAUAACUGAUAUCCAGGACGAAACAUAAAUGGCAGAAGCUUAGAAUGAAGCAAUCAGGAGUGGAAAAGGAUUUAAAUUUGUUUCUGUCAAAUAAACUACUAGCUAAGUUCGAUAAGUUACAAACUCUGUAAGAUCUAAUUAGGUUUAAGAUUAUUAAGUUUCUUGAUUAUAAUGAUAUUUAAUAUUAAUUACAAUUAUUGCUUAAUUUUAGGUCUUA